CCAAGGUUAAAUCUAUGCAAGUAUUGCUUUAAGUUGCUGCGUUAUGUAAGUAGUUAAGUGAGGGUGUAACAAGGGUAAAAGUGGCGAAGAAUCGCAGUAGUGUCAACCUUGGGGAUGAAAGUGUAGAUGAGCCUAUCGGUAAUGUCACGGUCCCAGCUGUAUUGCCAGAGAAGGAAGAUUUCUUCUUGACAUUAUUGUUGAUGUACGAGGUAGGAAUGUACUGAAAACUUUGCAGCUUGAUUAGCAAGACGGUCGGCGGUCUCGUUGCCGAAAACACCCGCAUGACCCGGGACCCAUUGGAAAUCUAUUCUAAUGUCGUUGUCUAAGUGUCUGAGAAUGUGGUGUAUGAGGUGGACGAGUUUUAAGCGGCUAUCAGACUUCGCAAUCCUUUGUAAAGUUACCCUACUGUCAGAAUAAAUACGAUAGUAUUAGUCUACGAUGGAGUAUGAUUACAUCAAUAGAUUUAUAUCGUCAAAUUAUAGGAAAUUAGGAUGGUACAUAGGAAAGCACCCCUUACUCUUUAUUUUCGUUCCUUUAAUCGUCGUUGGGAUACUCUCGACAGGAUUUAGUAAACUGAACUUUACAAAAGAUGCCGAAUAUCUGUAUUGUCCCGUUAAUGGAAGAGCUAGAGAUGAAAGGAGAGUGGCAGAGACUUUGUUUCCUGUUGACGAAAGCGACUUUGAUAUCACUAGAAUGAUGCGAUUUGGUAGGUUGGGUCUAUUAUUAAUGGAAGCUAAAGAUGGAGGAUCAAUGCUAAGAGAAUAUAUCAUCGACGAAAUUAAGAAUGUUAACAAAAUAAUUGAAAAUAUUAGCGUAACUUACCAGAAUCAAACGAUAAGAUAUAAGGACUUGUGUUUGAGAACUUAUAGUGGAAAAUGUCUUGACAAUUUGAUUACGUUAUUGUCCGGGAAAACUGAGGCAAUAAAAAGAAAAAAAUAUCCUAUCAAAUUUCCAUUUGAAGUAAAAGAAGCAUCAAACAUUCCAAUCUUCUCUAUUAUGAAUUUUGGGGGAGUGACUAUGGAUGAGGAUUAUUAUAUUGAAGAUAUUAAAGCUAUCCGGUUGUUGUACGCAUUGAAAUAUAAUUCAGAAACAUCAAACAAACUAGCAGUAAAAUGGGAAGAAAAAUUCUUAGAGACAGUUUCUCGUUUAAAUUCUCAAUAUUUAAAUUUCUACAAAUUUGUAGGAAAUACUUUUGAUUGGGAAUUUCAUAAAGUCACGAAACUCGUCAUGCCGUAUAUUUUAAUGGCUGCACCAUUAAUGGCAACAUUUGCUAUAAUUGCUUCUAUGACCAAGGAUUGUGUAACUAGCAAACCUUUCAUAGGUAUCGCUGGAUGCAUUUGUCCUGUUCUUGGUGGAUUGGCUGGAUUCGGUUUCCUUUUUCUGUGUGGAGCUGAAUAUAUAGAUUUAAAUAUAUCUGUGAUAUUUCUUCUGAUAGGUGUUGGUCUAGACGAUUCCUUUGUACUUCUUGCUGCUUGGAGGCGUACGAAUAUCAACGAUAGUGUAAAAAGAAGGAUGAGUGAUACGUAUUCAGAAGCUGCAGUAUCGAUUACAAUUACUUCAUUGACAAAUUUCUUAUCUUUCUGUAUUGGAAUGACUACUCCUUACAGAGUAAUUCGGAUCUAUUCCCUGUAUGCAAGCUUAUCUGUUAUUUUUGCAUAUUUACUGGAAGUUACGUUAUUUGGAGGAAUGAUGGCACUCAGUGGCAUUAGAGAAAAGAAAAUGUUGCAUUCAUUUUUAUAUAUAAACGUUAAUUUUGAGAAGAUUUACAAAAACAAAUUAUAUCAAUUAAUUAGAGUUGGAUUGGCCAAUAAGAAUCCAAUACUCAGCAAUAAUGAUAUAUUUAUAAAGAUAUACAGAGAUACUAUUGGUGAAAUUUUAACAAAAUCAAGUGUAAAAGUCCUUGUAAUAGUUCUUUUUGUGGUUUACAUAUUUGGAGGAAUCUUCUGCUUAAGAUAUCUCAAAGAAGGUUUUGAUUACGUGAAAGGUUUUCCUUACAGCUCUUACGCUGUAAAUUUUACAAGAAAGCAUUAUGAAUAUUUUGUACAGUAUCCUCACGGCAUACAAAUAAUCAUAAACCAAACUUUAGAUUAUUCUGAUCCUGGAGUGCAGAGGGAUGUUACUGAAAUAGUUAAUAAAUUCGCCGCAGAUCCUUACAUGGGAGGAAUUAAUAUGGUCGAUUCUUGGUUAAAAUAUUACAUCCUUUCUUUAAAUGAUUCAAAGUUGUGGCUAUCGUAUCGAGGAUAUGACAUGACAAAUUCUGAAGAUUUCAUUGAUGGACUUCGUAAUAUUUUUCUAAAGUUUCCCUCCUCCCAUAGAUACAAGAAAGAUAUAAUUUUCAAUGAAAAUUACACUCAGAUAGUAGCAUCUAGAUUUUUAGUUGUCAGCAAAGACAUUAUAGAUGCUAGCGUGGAGAAAGAGAUGCUCAUUAGAUUGUGGAAUAUUGCUGAUUCUUGUAAGUAUCCAGUUUACGUUCACAACUAUUGGUUUACUAUACUAAACCAGCAUGUUAAUAUUAGAGAAACUACCAUACAAACAUUAUGCAUUGCAGCAGCCUUGAUAACAGUGAUGUUUUUUGCAUUCAUACCUCAUAUUGUAUGUGCUAUUUGUGUCGCAAUAACAAUAAUAUCGAUACAGGUCGGUGUUAUUGGUUACAUGUCACUUUGGAAUGUUAGUUUGGACACAGUCUCUAUGCUGAUACUCAUCAUGUCAACCGGAUUAUCGGUGGAUUAUGCUGCUCAUAUUUCUUAUGCAUUUCUCACUGCAAAGACGAAAGAUUCGAAUGAGAAAAUAAAAAUAGCUCUGGAAUGUGCAGGACAUCCAAUUUUUCAAGGAUGUCUUUCGACUGUUCUUGGUGUAGUUGUCCUUGGCUUUGGACCUUCGUAUGCCUUUGUUACAUUAUUUAAAAUUAUUUCACUUGCCAUGUUCUUUUCGUUACUUCAUGGUUUAUUUGUUCUUCCAGUAUUUUUGAACGUAUGGGAGAAUUUUAGUACUUUCAUAUUUAAUAAAAAAUCUAAAAACAAUAAUGUAAAAAGUGAAAUCGAAAGUAAAGAAGUGAGAAAUUUGAUAACGAAUAAAUGUGAAAUCGAUAAAAAUAGAAAUAAAAUGUUACGAAUUUCGGAAACGUAGCAGUAGUCCAGAAUCUUUUAUAUGGAAAA
Messenger RNA from Centruroides sculpturatus (bark scorpion), 3155 nucleotides. Its product is annotated as patched domain-containing protein 3-like. Gene Ontology annotation, cellular component: membrane. The transcript has 5 exons. The record is from RefSeq and is a predicted model, not a curated record. Lineage: Eukaryota; Metazoa; Arthropoda; Arachnida; Scorpiones; Buthidae. Bases 439 to 3126 code for a protein of 895 amino acids.